UCGCAGUUGUGCAAACGGACGCGAGAACGGAUACAUACCGGCAGCAGAUGAACGUCCUUACUUGUGACUAGCGCGCCUAUCCAUACUGGUGUGCACGAAAUUCUUUUCUCUCACAAUGGAAUACUAUGAUUGUUGUUGUUAUUACUCCCAACAAUAAUAUAAUGGUGAAAAUCGAUCAGGAUCCAUUUCCAUUCCCUGUGUGAAUGUUUAUGCAGAGUCUCAUUCUGGUUCGGUAGUACGUCGACUAACGGAAUACGAUCACACUGGAUCCUAUAAUAAACCAGCCGGGUGAUAUUUCAAAUGUCAUGAAGGUUAAAAACAGACGUUCCGCAACUCGCCCAGGGACAAUAACUGAAGAACGGACGGUUAACACCGUCGAGUACACAAGCAGCGGUGCUGCUGGCAGUGAAUCCCAAAUCGGGAAACGCAAGAAGCAAUCCCCUUGUACAGAUGUCGCCAGGCCAGGGAAAGCAACCAAAACGCAUAACACGAUGCUGAACAACGGUGCUCCGAAAGCGAGCAAGAAGAGGCGAACCGUUAGCGCCACAAAUGGUUGCGUUUCGGUGCAGUUUGCUAAAUCCACUCCUUCUGUGCAUCAGUCAACUAGCUGCUCUUCUGCCUCCUCGGUUGUCUCAGGAACUGGUGACCCUGUGGAUCCGUACGAAUUUGCUGUGAAAACGGAAGAAGAACACUCUGACUGUGUUGGACUUAACAAUCAUACUGGCCCCUCCAGCCUAAACAGCGUGCCACCAAUGAAACGUAUGAAACUGGAUAGGAUCGAAGACCGCGUUCUUCCAGACUCAGCCCGCAGCAGUCCUCUACCUCCAUCAGUGUUCAGCCAUCCAAGUCCCGGCCCACAUUCCUCACCUUCCAGUGCCCACUGUACGCGCCCCUUAUCAGUCCUAACCGACUUUUCUUCGUCCUCCGGCAGUCGUGGUCAUCCUGACCUGGAGAGAUCGACCACUGUCACCUCCAUUUCCUACCCAAACGGAAUGGACGGCUUCAACCACAGACCCCCAAACGCCUCAAUUCACAGUAGUGAAUCACACUCCCCCAAUCCUCUCACGAGAAUCACACACAAACAUUCAAAUUCCCAAAUGAAUACACCGACCACAACCCCAGCGACAGAUUCCAUCAAUCAACCACGAUCUCCGUGCAAUCCAGAUAAUAUCUGUCGACUUAAAUCUGCUAAUGGCUACUGCAACUCUUCCAGUCCCUCUCCUAGCAUCCCGCUGCAAUGUUCCAUCGCAUCCAGCACACCGACAAUGAAACCCACACAUCGUGGAAUUGGUGUGAAUACAACCUUAGACAGUUGUAAGGGUACGAUAACUGAGCCGGAUUUACUGGGUCCGUGUGAGCCAGGAACUACCAUAUGCUUGAAUGGAAUUGUGUGGCUAGAGACUACGACUGGACAGUUCCAACGAAUGGGAUACACAAAGAACGGUCUCACUUCUGCUGAAGUAGACACAUCUGCGAGCAAAUAUGAGGCUGGGAGCAGUAGGCAUAGAAAUGAACUGUGGAUUGUAUGUGGUUUAGGAGCGCCAUUCACAGUGAAAACGCGUGUCUUGGUUGUCAAUGUCACGUGGCGAGGUAGAACCUAUAUUGGAACGCUUCUGGAUGCGACACAACAUGACUUCGCCCCACUCUGUCCACGUGAUUACAUACCCCCGUUCAAAUCUUCUGUGCGCUCUAGUAAUCGGACGAAACGGAGGGCGGGGUUGUCUGGCGGCUACAAACAGCCCUGUGAUUCUCUGGGCCCCACUGCCGACGUUACAGGAAAAUCACUAGCUACAGUCAGCGGGAGGACGAGACUACGCGGGCGAAACAGCAAUUCACCACUGAAUAGGCUGUCAAUGCCCGCGACGACGACAACCACAACCAACAUACUUGUUACAACUACCUCGUCAGACUCCUGUGCAACAAACUCUGUUGGAACCCUGUCGUCUUCUGAUAAAAAGAAGACGGAUGGGGUGAGUAUUUUGGAGUCAGGUGUGGAUGAAGAUGACACAGCAGUGGGUCUUCCACUUUCUGAAGACGAAUCAGCGGUGGACUCAUCAUCCAGUCACCUGGGUCCAGUCAAACAAUGCAGCACGAAACGUGGCGCCAGUAGUUCGUCCAGUGAUUGUCCUCUGGAUAAUUUACCAGAGUCCUCGGAGGCACAGGAUACAAGUACAUUUACCGAACAACUUCAUAUUCAUGGUAUACAGUCAUCUGCCCUUGACAAGCCAUGGCAGUCCGGAGGUGAUAGUGUUCCCAAUGAAAACAGCAAGAAGGAAAGUGGUGAAUCGACUGAACGUGAGGACGAAGAUCUCAAAUCAUCUUUUCCCAUCACUUGUCCUAUACAAGGGUGUAAGAAACGCUUUACCCACAUGACUGCAUUACGUUUCCACCUUAAUCAUACAAGACAUGAGAGUGCUCCAUCAGACAGUGGCUAUGAAAAUCUGUCUACCUCACUCGCAAACCGGGAUGUUAACUGUAUACCACGCAUUAACGAUUCACCCCCAACCAUCUCACCACCAUGUCCAAGAAGUCCCGUCUCUCCUGUUCGCUCUCCAGCCAUCUUACAGCCUGAUCUGCCCCCAAAUUCCGCUGCCUCUCAAGACAGGACAAAUUCCGUGACAGACACAACAGCCUUCGAUGUUGCUGAAAGUCAUAAAACAACAAGUGGGAGUAAACACGAUGUUUCAAACUUAUCGAGGCCCCACGAAACACAGGGAUUAUUUUCAAAACCAUACACAACGUCAUCCAACACAUCCGGAUCAGGUCACGAUUCCGCCGGACCAAAUACCUCUACCAUUCGGACGGUUACGGCACAUACUGUUUCAAUUCCAUAUGGAAGCACAAACAAAACCGACCUGCUUGGGUCAGGUUCCACGAGACUUGGGUUGGGAUACUCGAACCCAAGUAAACAGCGCACAAACUCUGGUGCUCGUGGUGACAUCAAUAAAGGACGAGGCCAGCAUCACAAAUUUAUCAGUCCAAACAUGAAACCAACAGAGUUACCCACCAGCCCCUCAAGACAACCCCAACAAAUGAACCCAUCAAAGAGCUUUUUGGAUUCUCACAGUUUACCACCUUUCCUUCCGCCUUCGGUACGACAUAAUGGUGCACCUGUUGAUGCCCCUACUGUAUCCCAGAUGGUAAACAGCCUGGCCUUCAUGUCACGUGAUCUGAACAGCGGACACGUUCCAAUAAACAACCCGUUUGUACCACUUCCUCCGGGAGUCUGGAACUUUUCACCCCAGUCUAGUGGUUAUUCUAUGGGUGAACGAUCCAAUUCGGUCAAGCACCAUGAUUCUGAUCCACGACGUGCCAUUGAGGGUCUUCACUCGAAUGGUGAUGCUCUUGUCCCAAGCCAUACACCUCCUAACCAGCCCUCAUGUAGUUCGGCGAUGAACUUAACUAACUAUGUUUCUAGUGUCUCAUCCGUGAACCCAACUGUUGAGGGCAGCCAUCCCCAGUUUGCCAAUUCCCAUACAGGACGAACGCCUAUCCCACCUCUUAUGGACCCUUCACACCUCUACGGAUUGCCUGAUUUCAUUGUUGCAGCGGCGAUGAACGCAUUGCACUCGAAUGGUUUUUCCAACUUAACCGAAGCAUCUCGCCCUUAUUCGGCCUCCAGCAACGCAGCACUAUCCAAGACUACCCCCACGACUCCAUCAUUUGUCGGGCCGGGACAAGGAUACAAUUCACAAGCCCCAAUAUUAAAACCAGCAAAUACCUCUGUUUCAUCGUCUGCUCCUCUGAGCCUUACCGCACCACCACCUGCACUGGCUCCAAUGAUGGGCGGUUCUGGACCACCAUUAUUACACCCGUCCUUAUUACAUAACCUCGGUCUCAUACCUCCAAAUGGAUCGAGUUCCACAAAUAGUAAUGAUCGGAUGGAUCCCUUCAAACUUUCAGCAGCCUACUUUAUGCAGCAGGCAGUCGCGGCCGGCUCACAACUUUCUUCUGGUUUCGGGCAACCGUCGUCAUGACCUGGACGGUUCGUGUCGGUUUUCACGCCACAAUGUCUUUCAAAACCUGUUCAUGUGACCCUGGUCCAACCUCGUUGUACGCCAGAUUCUCUGCAACGCUGUCCUGAUUGGCACAUUGUUUCGGCACCAUAUCCUCCCGACAAACUUUCGUGGAUCAGUUACACAGUAGCCGAUUUCUCAUGAUAUAUUGUGCAUCCUGUCGUUUUGUUCCGGAUACAUUGUUCCAGUCAGACCAGUGAAUGUGACGGUCUGCUCUCUUCUGUUCCACGCUUGAAGUCCUUAUUUACAAAGGCCUGUGUGUAUGUGUGUGUACACAGUUAUACUUGUCAGGAAUACAUACAGAAGUCGCCGAUUCCCCCUCUUUGUUGGUGGCCCCCUUGAAAUUCGGUAUUUAUCAUAAUCACAUUCAGUUAAAUCAAAAAGAGGUUGAUGGUUUCAUACUUGACUGUCCGCAUUGGUAGAAUGUGUUUUCUUUGGUACAUGCACAUAUUCAAGUCUACCAUAAACGCACGGUCAAGGACAACGAACCCUACGCGAAAGGCCAACCUCAACAAAAAGUCAAUUCCCCGGCGCUUUACUGUGUGUUUAGUGUGCUCCAAUCGCCAAUCGCAUUGUGACAUGCCACCCCAGGUCUACGCUUCCGCCAACUUCAUUUUGAGGCCGUUCCAAACUGCCUAACCAACACCAUUGUAGCACACUGUGUACAUGUAACCCUCCCUCGACAGCCGUCACACACGACCUGUUUAUUUAUGACUAUUUCUUUAUUUACCGAUUGACUUAGCCCGGUAGUUUGAGCCUGUUGUGCAAAAUAUUUUCUUUUUUAUACACCCAAUGCAAU
Molecule: messenger RNA, 4815 nt
Organism: Opisthorchis viverrini
Lineage: Eukaryota; Metazoa; Platyhelminthes; Trematoda; Opisthorchiida; Opisthorchiidae
Exons: 6
Coding region: 306-3977 (1223 amino acids)
Biological process (GO): regulation of transcription by RNA polymerase II
Cellular component (GO): nucleus
Source: RefSeq, a predicted model, not a curated record